AUGGGUUUGAGAUUGGAUCACAUCACUUUUCAAUCUAAAAAAUUCCCUGCUUUUGCUCUUCCACCAAUGGCUAGCUUCAGAACUCCCAAGUUUUUCAUGGCCUCCACAGUUCAUUCUGGCUCCAAAGAGGCUAGGAAUCUGAAAAAGGCUUUCAUGCCUCAUUGGGAGGUGCAUGAUCAGGUCACACAUUCCAUGCCACCGCAAAAGAUUGAAAUCUUUAGAUCUUUGGGAAACUGGGCUGAGAACAACAUUCUAAUUCACCUCAAACCAGUUGAGAAAUGUUGGCAACCCCAAGAUUUUCUUCCAGGUCCUGCCUCGGAUGGAUUUUAUGAACAAGUCAAAGAGAUAAGGGAAAUGGCAAAGGAGAUUCCAGAUGAUUACUUUGUUGUUUUGGUUGGUGAUAUGAUCACAGAGGAAGCCCUUCCAACUUACCAAACCAUGCUUAAUACCAUUGAUGGAGUUCGUGAUGAAACAGGUGCUAGCCUCACUCCUUGGGCAAUUUGGAUGAGGGCAUGGACAGCUGAAGAAAACAGGCAUGGUGAUCUGCUUAACAAAUAUCUCUACUUGUCUGGAAGAGUUGACAUGAGGCAAAUUGAAAAGACGAUCCAGUAUUUGAUUGGAUCAGGAAUGGAUCCCCAAAUAGAGAACAAUCCUUAUCUGGGAUUCAUAUACACAUCAUUCCAAGAAAGGGCAACUUUUAUCUCUCAUGGGAAUACAUCCAAGCUUGCCAAGGAGCAUGGGAACAUUAAAUUGGCUCAAAUAUGUGGUUUCAUUGCCUCAGAUGAAAAGCGCCAUGAGACAGCCUACACUAAAAUGGUUGAAAAGCUGUUUGAGAUUGAUCCUGAUGAAACUGUCAUGGCCUUUGCUAACAUGAUGAGGAAGAAAAUCACCAUGCCAGCUCACUUGAUGUACGAUGGCCAAGAUGAUAACCUUUUCGACCAUUUCUCAGCUGUUGCACAGAGACUUGGGGUUUAUACUGCCAAUGACUAUGCUGAUAUUGUAGAGUUCUUGGUGGAUAGAUGGAAGGUGAAGGAGCUAACUGGGCUUUCAGCCGAUGGGCGAAAAGCUCAGGAUUAUGUGUGUGAACUUCCUUCAAGAAUUAGAAAGCUGGAGGAGAGAGCUCAAAUAAGGGCUAAGCAAGCACCCAGUGUUCCCUUCAGUUGGAUAUUUAAUAGAGAAGUGAAGCUCUGAAGUCUUAAAAAAAGAACUACUAUGUAUUUGCCUUUCCUGCAAGUGUCUUCUCAUUCAAGUAAAAACAGAGCUAUAGAAAAA
Durio zibethinus is the source of this 1272-nucleotide messenger RNA. Its product is annotated as stearoyl-[acyl-carrier-protein] 9-desaturase, chloroplastic-like. Gene Ontology annotation, cellular component: chloroplast stroma. NCBI's taxonomy places the organism in Eukaryota, Viridiplantae, Streptophyta, Magnoliopsida, Malvales, Malvaceae. Gene Ontology annotation, molecular function: stearoyl-[ACP] desaturase activity; stearoyl-CoA 9-desaturase activity. The record is from RefSeq and is a predicted model, not a curated record. Gene Ontology annotation, biological process: fatty acid biosynthetic process; defense response.